Aphanomyces astaci is the source of this 396-nucleotide messenger RNA. RefSeq lists its product as hypothetical. The record is from RefSeq and is a predicted model, not a curated record. The coding region runs from base 1 to 396 and encodes 131 amino acids. Lineage: Eukaryota; Oomycota; Saprolegniomycetes; Saprolegniales; Verrucalvaceae. The transcript is spliced from 2 exons.
AUGGCCAAGCAGAUGGACCCGCCAGCCUUUGCCGAACGACGAAACCAAGUCGGCCACCGGUCUCUGACUGCUAGCCGCCGAGACCCUAUGUGCCCCCACGCGGUUUACGUCAAUCACGCGGCGCAUUCACUCGCUGUAGGCCACCCCCCAUAUGUCGCCUACCUCGGGCGCGUGCGGUACCUCCAUGUCGCUGGAGGGCGCCUAGGGAUUCCCUCCAUUACGGCCGACGGAUCUCUGCGUGGAGGUUGCAACCACGUCGCAGCCACGCCUACUAACGUUAGUAAACUGUUUUACCAGCGCCUGCCAUUCGUGACGACCCACCGCGCCACGCAGCGGGUCACUCGCUUCAUUGGGCUGGGGCAAUUGGGGGUGUCGACCGACAAGGACAAGAAGUGA